AUGGCAAUUGAGAUUGAAAAACCUGCUGUGGGUUUGUCAAAAGUUGCAGUUUCAGAUACACAUGGAGAAUAUUCACCAUAUUUUGCAGGGUGGAAGGCAUAUGAUGAAAACCCUUAUGAUGAAUUAUGGAAUUCUUCUGGAGUUAUUCAGAUGGGACUUGCAGAAAAUCAAGUUUCAUUUGAUUUGCUGGAACAGUACUUGGAAAAACAUUCAGAAGCAACAAACUGGGGAAAUAGAACUUCUGGCUUUAGAGAUAACGCUUUAUUUCAAGAUUAUCAUGGACUUCAAUCUUUCAGAAAGGCAAUGGCAAGCUUUAUGGAACAAAUAAGAGGAGGAAGAGCAAAAUUCAAUCCUGAUAGAAUUGUUAUAACAGCCGGCGCAACCGCAGCUAAUGAGCUAUUGACUUUCAUUCUAGCUGAUCCUGGAGAUGCCUUGCUUAUUCCUACUCCAUACUACCCAGGGUUUGACAGAGACUUAAGGUGGAGAACAGGUGUUAAGAUAGUUCCAGUUCAUUGUGAUAGUUCAAAUAAUUUUGAGAUCACUCCUCAAGCUUUAGAUGCAGCAUAUAAUGAAGCUGAAUCGCAUAACAUCAAAGUUAAAGGAGUUCUCAUAACGAACCCAUCGAAUCCACUGGGAGCAACCAUUAAACGAUCCACCCUCGAAGAGAUUCUUGAAUUCGUUACACGUAAAAACAUUCAUCUUGUUUCGGAUGAAAUCUAUUCGGGAUCAACAUUUUCUGGUGAAGAAUUUGUAAGCGUUGCAGAAGUCCUUGAAGCCCGGGAUUACAAAGAAUCCGAUAGAGUUCACAUUGUUUAUAGCCUAUCGAAAGAUUUAGGCCUUCCGGGGUUUAGGGUUGGGACCAUAUAUUCAUACAAUGAUAAAGUCGUUACAACUGCAAGAAGAAUGUCAAGUUUCACUUUGAUAUCUUCUCAAACACAGCAGCUUUUGGCUUCAAUGCUUUCCGACAGAACAUUUACAGAAAAUUACAUAAAGACGAAUCGUGAAAGACUCAAGAAAAGGCACCAAAUGAUUAUUGAUGGAUUGAAAAAUUCCGGGAUCGAGUGUUUGAAGGGAAAUGCAGGAUUAUUUUGCUGGAUGAAUUUAAGUCCAUUACUGGAGGAGCCUACAAAGGAAAGUGAAUUAACUUUAUGGAAAUCAAUGCUGCAUGAAGUGAAGUUAAAUAUAUCUCCAGGAUCUUCUUGCCAUUGUUCCGACCCUGGCUGGUUUCGAGUUUGCUUCGCGAAUAUGAGUGAGCAGACACUACAAGUUGCACUCACAAGAAUACAUAAUUUCAUGGACAGAAGAAAAGCUAUGAAGUCAUCACCAGAUUUCUCUUCAUAUUGA
Molecule: messenger RNA, 1344 nt
Organism: Fraxinus pennsylvanica
Lineage: Eukaryota; Viridiplantae; Streptophyta; Magnoliopsida; Lamiales; Oleaceae
Source: the annotation of a GenBank genome assembly